AUGUCUGAACGGAAGUCUUACUACAAAUAUGUCCCCUCUGUUGCUGCAGCGGGCAUAUUUGUCGCAUUGUUCGCAGCAUUGGCUGUAUUCCACCUCUUCAAAACGCUGAAGACCCGAACGUGGUUUUGCAUCCCCCUUGUGGUGGGGGCAAUCUUUGAAAUUAUCGGCUUCUUUUGUCGCGCUCUGGGUAAAUCCAAACCCGACGUACUCCUACCUUACAUCAUUCAAAGCCUGUUCGUCUUGCUCGCACCGAUUCUUUUCGCCGCUUCAGUAUACAUGUUCCUCGCCCGCAUCAUUCGAGCCACGGACACUUCCGAUUACUCGAUUAUUCGCAUCAACUGGGUCACGAAGAUCUUUGUUGGAGGUGACAUACUUUGUUUUCUCGUUCAAGCUGCAGGGGGUGGUAUCCUCGCAGGCAGCGAUGACAAGUCGACUGCGAUUUGGCACGUGCGGAUGAAGCGUCAUGAUGACAAGGCAUGCACGUUUAGGUCAUUCGAUUGGCUGGCAUACUUGCAAAUGCUGUAUAUCGUCAGUAUCCUCAUCACAGUGAGGAAUUUGUUCAGAGUUGUCGAGUACGCCAUGGGACCCGAUGCAUAUUUCCUCGCGAACGAGUGGCCUAUUUACGUAUUCGACGCUUCGCUGAUGGUGAUUGUCCUCAUCAUCUGCGCUAGGUGCUCAUACUACACCCGUGCUGUCGCAAAAUACACACCAAACGCCACUACCCAGCACCCGCGACUUCUGCCCACGCUCGCAAACGCGCCGAAACCUCGCGAAAGCUCGCACUGUCCACAGUACAUACACACAAUGUCAUACUUUCGGAUAACACUCAUGCGCUCCGGCAUUGGUAUGCCUGAGAAGACGCAAGGAGUACUCAAAGCGCUCGGUCUCCGCAAGCGUAUGACGACCGUCUACCACCCCGUUACACAGUCCGUUGCCGGUCAAAUCAUGAGGAUAAAAGAAUUGGUCGAUGUCAAGGAAGUCAAGAACCCGAUGACUAAGGAGCAAAUGCGCGCUGCGAGGAGACCGGAUCCGGGAUACUAUAUCGAACAGAGGGCGGGGGAGGCUAUGAGGGGAAAAGUCAUGACCUUAGAAGACGAUGAUUGUUUUACAGUCAACACCAGUCUCCAUGACGCCCUGAUGGCACUUCGCGAAUGGGACAAAGUCAUUCUUGUUUGGAUAGACGGCCUCUCCAUUGAUCAAGGCAACGAAGUCGAACGUGCUUCACAGAUUCAGUUGAUGGAUCAAAUCUAUAAGAAAGCAGUAUAUGUUGCCAUAUGGCUUGGGCUUGAAAUGGACAAUAGUGAGCAGGUAUUACGGCUGUUGAGCGGAGAUAGACAUGGACGUUCGAUCAGCGAAUGUGUCGAAUUAGGAGACUACAACGACCGAAAUGCUUUGCGUUCUCUCUUCAAGAGAGAUUAUUGGAACCGACUUUGGGUGGUGCAAGAGGUUUAUCAUGCACGAAGCAAGACUGUUUACUGCGGCUCUUCCAAACUCCCCUGGGACAUCUACAAGGAAGCUUCAGAUGCUCUUUGGCAACAUGAAAGCGACCCUUACCUCCGCACGGGUCCAAGUAGUUUCCCAGACAUUGAGUAUCUUUCGGCGCUAGGCUCGGACUCUCUUCUGGAAAUCUUGCGAGCUUGUCGCAAGAAGCUUAGCGAGAACCCCCGGGACAAGAUCUUCGGCGUGCUAGGCAUACUCCCAAACGACAUGCGUCAACGCCUACAGGUGAGAUAUGACAAAUCUGUCAAAUCUCUGUACCUGAACGUUGCUCAAGUGAUUAUCUCUUCCACAGGUCAUCUUGACGUAAUACGCGAAGCGAUCCACUUCCCUACUCAAAUAAGCUCUACCAAUUUACCUACAUGGUGUCCAGAUUGGUCGCAAGUACCAGAAACUUCGGCCCUGCGAGAGGACAACUUCUGUGCCGCAGGCGACAGCAGCGCCCAAUACAAGUUCAAAGACAAAUUACGGAGACUUGAGGUCAACGCGAUUCAGUUGGGCGUGAUUGAAAGGACUGGCAUCGCUGUGGGUACUCUAUGCUCAUUGCAAGACUAUCUCAUGGCCUUUAUGAACUGGCGGAUGCUGUUUCUCUCCUUCUUUGACAUUGCAGAACAUGAAGAAGCACAUCAUCCGUUCGUUGAUGACUUCUGUCGAACGCUCUCGUUGGGACAAUCGCCCAAGGGGAAAGAGCAACACUGGACGAAAGCUUGUUACCAGGUCUUCUCUUCGUUGAUUCAGGAGCGAUUUCCACGUCUUCGGCUGGAUUGGGAGUUCCAACGACACGGAAAUCCAGGUAUGUGGGACCAGUAUGAGUUGAGACAGUUUAUACAAAAGCAUUUUGGUGAUCGAAUGAUGGGCAGAACUUUCUGCAUCACGGAGAAUGGAUUGAUGGGCAUGGGCACCGGCUUCAUGAGCCGCGAAGACAUCGUUGUGGUGCCAUUCGGCUGUUCAACCCCCAUCUUGCUUCGUGCGGAAGGUCAACAUAACGAGUUUCGUUAUGUCGGUGACAUAUAUAUUCAUGGUUACAUGCACGGCGAAGCCCUGGAUAGCGGCAAGCCAGUCAAGACGUACACGCUGCACUAG
This is a messenger RNA of Alternaria atra, 2580 nucleotides long. RefSeq lists its product as uncharacterized. Gene Ontology annotation, cellular component: large ribosomal subunit; membrane. The transcript is spliced from 7 exons. Gene Ontology annotation, molecular function: structural constituent of ribosome. NCBI's taxonomy places the organism in Eukaryota, Fungi, Ascomycota, Dothideomycetes, Pleosporales, Pleosporaceae. Gene Ontology annotation, biological process: translation. The record is from RefSeq and is a predicted model, not a curated record. Bases 1 to 2580 code for a protein of 859 amino acids.